ACGAAUAAUUACUCUACACCACUUUUCUUUGUUCUCAAAGAUUACUCUCAAACUCUCUCCCCAAGCACACACAUUCAGUAGCAAGUUAAACAAGGCCAUUGAAUAACCCCAUCAAGAACUAGUACGCUGUUACUAAAGAAAGAUCCAGUUGUUUAGCCAUGAUGCAUCUCAAGGAGACUGAGCUAUGCCUCGGCCUACCUGGCGGUGGUGGCCACAACCAGGAGGAACCGUUAAAGAUCACCGGAAAACGAGGCUUCUCGGAAACCACUCACCUCAAACUUAACUUUGUUCAACCAAAUGAGUCCUCCUCCUCAUCCUCGGAUGUAAGCAAGGACACCACCACCACACUAUAUGUCAAAUCACCACCAGCCAAGGCACAGGUGGUGGGGUGGCCACCGGUGCGAAACCAUCGGAAAAACGUAAUUGGUGGGAAGAGGAAGACGGAGGAGGCGAGGUUGGUGAAGGUUUCGAUGGAUGGGGCACCAUACUUACGGAAGGUGGACCUGAAGAUGUACAAGAGCUACCAACAACUAUCUGAUGCUUUGGCUAACAUGUUUUGUUCCUUCACCACCGGAAAUGAUGGGAGACAAGGAAUGAUGACAGAGUUGAUGAAGGAAAGCAGGUUGAUGGAUCUGCUUAACAGUUCUGAAUAUGUUCCGAGCUAUGAAGAUAAGGACGGUGAUUGGAUGCUUGUCGGUGAUGUCCCAUGGCAAAUGUUUGUUGAUUCAUGCAAACGGCUUCGAAUAAUGAAAGGAUCCGAUGCGAUCGGACUCGCACCAAGAGCCAUGGAGAAAUGCAGGAACAGCUAAGAUCUUCAUCAAUCAUCAAUAUUUCAAAAAACAUGAAUCUGAUUUUUUGUUUUUGUUUAAAGUUUGAUAUCUAGUAAAUAGAUAUGGGACAUUUGUAAUCAGAAUAAGCAAUGAGUUUGGGUUGGGUUGAAUUGUUUAAUAAUGAUUUUUUUCUUUUAUU
Molecule: messenger RNA, 969 nt
Organism: Cynara cardunculus var. scolymus (artichoke)
Lineage: Eukaryota; Viridiplantae; Streptophyta; Magnoliopsida; Asterales; Asteraceae
Product: auxin-responsive protein IAA7-like
Exons: 5
Coding region: 159-809 (216 amino acids)
Biological process (GO): regulation of DNA-templated transcription
Cellular component (GO): nucleus
Molecular function (GO): protein binding
Source: RefSeq, a predicted model, not a curated record